AUGGCAUCCCUAUGCUUGAGGUUCUCCGCGACCUCCGCAUACUGCGCUUCCGCAUCUCGAGCCCUCCGUAAUGCCUCCACUCGCCUCCCGUCUUCUCUUCGACAGACUCCUCUCCAAUACCGAGCGCCCGUAUCCUUGCGAUGGUCAUCCAAUUCUCCAACGCAAGGCAGGUGUACCUCUACCGAAAGCGACAGAUCCGGCAUCUCGGCGACCAGCACAACUCCAAGCAGCGCACCCUCACACGGCGACAGCAACUCCGACAGCAAGCUCAACCCUUUCAGCGAUGACUGGGAAAACACCACCGACAACUCAAUACACUCGUUUGACGACCUGCCCCAUCGACUCUUUGGCGCAAACCAACACAUGAUCAUCAACAACGAGCUGAAGGAAGUCCUACGUCUUAUGCUGCGCCAGUUCAACGCCCCAAUCGUCUACUGCUUUGCAUAUGGAUCCGGCGUCUUCCCUCAAGAGUCUUCUGGUCGCCACGCCACCGAGGCCGAGUUCCGCGCCCUACACCCCCACCCGCCCGAGGCCUUGAUAAAGGCGCAAAGGGGAGCUCCCAAGAUGCUCGACUUUAUCUUUGGUGUCACCCAUACCCAGCACUGGCACUCCAUCAACAUGAAGCAGCACCGCGACCAUUACUCCAGCGUUGCCUCUUUGGGAUCCGGAUUUGUCUCGCGCGUUCAGGACUGGGGCGCUGGUGUAUACUUUAAUCCGUUUAUCGAGAUGAACGGCAUGCUGAUUAAAUACGGCGUUACCAGUAUCGAUAACCUUGUCAACGAUCUUUCUUCGUGGGACAGCCUUUACCUCGCCGGCCGCCUUCAAAAACCUGUCAAGAUUCUUCGAGACCACCCCAGGGUGCGAUUGGCGAACCAGCACAAUCUCAUUGCCGCCAUCCGAACUGCCCUUCUCCUCCUCCCACCCGACUUUACCGAGGCGCAACUAUACAGCACGAUUGCAGGCCUCAGUUAUCUAGGCGACCCUCGAAUGUCCCUGCCCACGGAGAAUAAAAGCAAGGUCAACAAUAUUGUCGACAACAACAUUGUCCACUUCCGUCGCCUCUAUGCCCCCCUCAUCAAGACGCUACCCAACGUCGACUUUGCUGGAGCAUUUCGACUUGACGACCAAGAUUGGGUUCUGAACCCUGAAGCAAAUAACACUCUGCAUCAGGAUAUGGACCCCGUCAGACGUGGAAACAUGGUGCGACGCCUACCUAAGACGUUCCGCUCCCGGCUAUACUUUCAGUACCAGAAGAAAUUCUCCAUGCCAAAAGAGGAGUUUAACCAACUCAUGAAGGCUUCGGCCGAUGACGAGACUACCUCGAUUUCACGACGACAGGGUGGUGACUUUGAGAAGCGGGUCGCAACAGACGACCCUGCCAAGCUCCAGGAGAUUGUGCGCAAAGUCAUCAAGCAGACGGUCAACUGGCCCAGCACCACCCAGAGCAUCAAGGGCGUCAUGAUGGGUGGCUGGAGUCGCACAGUCCGGUACCUUGGGGAAAAGAUUUCCAAGUGGAAGAAGGGCCAAGACAGGGCGAAGCAGGACAAGAGUUCCAAUGAGAAGUCGGAAUAA
Ilyonectria robusta is the source of this 1572-nucleotide messenger RNA. Its product is annotated as mitochondrial matrix Mmp37-domain-containing protein. The transcript is spliced from 2 exons. NCBI's taxonomy places the organism in Eukaryota, Fungi, Ascomycota, Sordariomycetes, Hypocreales, Nectriaceae. The coding region runs from base 1 to 1572 and encodes 523 amino acids. The record is from RefSeq and is a predicted model, not a curated record. Gene Ontology annotation, molecular function: phosphatidate cytidylyltransferase activity. Gene Ontology annotation, biological process: CDP-diacylglycerol biosynthetic process; cardiolipin biosynthetic process. Gene Ontology annotation, cellular component: mitochondrion.